AUGCUCGACGGCGAAGAUGAGGGCGAAGAAGGCGAAGACGAUGCUGGUGGGCUUUCUGGCGAGAGAGAAGAGUCGCGAGCUGCUGCUGCAGAGAAGAGGGCUGGGGGGGGAAGAGUGCGAGACGCCGGUGGAGGGGCGCAGCAAGGGGUCGUCCGACUAACUAGCGAGCUAAAGCGGGCGCGAGUGACGAUUUAA
Messenger RNA from Trichophyton benhamiae CBS 112371, 195 nucleotides. RefSeq lists its product as uncharacterized. The transcript has a single exon. Lineage: Eukaryota; Fungi; Ascomycota; Eurotiomycetes; Onygenales; Arthrodermataceae. The record is from RefSeq and is a predicted model, not a curated record. The coding region runs from base 1 to 195 and encodes 64 amino acids.